Tetranychus urticae (two-spotted spider mite) is the source of this 1559-nucleotide messenger RNA. Its product is annotated as CCA tRNA nucleotidyltransferase 1, mitochondrial. Gene Ontology annotation, cellular component: mitochondrion. The record is from RefSeq and is a predicted model, not a curated record. Gene Ontology annotation, molecular function: nucleotidyltransferase activity; tRNA binding. NCBI's taxonomy places the organism in Eukaryota, Metazoa, Arthropoda, Arachnida, Trombidiformes, Tetranychidae. Gene Ontology annotation, biological process: mitochondrial tRNA 3'-end processing; tRNA 3'-terminal CCA addition.
UACAAUUUUGAAACAUGCUUUUAUAGUAAAUAUUGUUAGAUUGUAAUGUUCAUUGAAAUGGUUUAAAAAGUUAUUUUUCAUUUUUUUGUCGAUUUCGAUUCACUCAAUAUUGGCUUUAUGAGGCCAAUCACCAGCAUUUUACACGCAAUUAGUUUAGUUAAACUGUGCCCAAAGUUUUACAGUGCAAUGGCAAAACAAACAGUAAAAGAGGAUAUCUUAAAUAUGCCGGAGCUUAAAUUACUCUCUGAUCUAUUUAGUCAGCGUGGUUAUCUCUUAAGAUUAGCUGGUGGUGCAGUUCGGGAUAUCUUAUUGAAUAUACAGCCAAAUGAUUACGAUUUAGCUUCAGAUGCUACUCCAGACAAAAUGAUUGAGAUAUUAUCUAAUAAAGAAAAUAUUAGAUUGAUAACUACUCCAUCAGGAGAAAGACAUGGGACUGUUGCUGCUUUGAUUAAUGGAUCUAAAAUGUUUGAAAUUACUACUUUAAGAAUUGACAAGAUAACCGAUGGAAGACAUGCUGAAGUCGAGUUUAUUCAAGAUUGGAAGCUUGAUGCGUUGCGACGUGAUUUUACUAUAAAUUCAAUUUUUAUGGAAUUAGAUGGAUCGAUUAUCGAUUAUUUUAAUGGUCAGAAAGACUUAUCUGACGGAGUUAUUCGAUUUGUUGGUAAUCCAGUGGAAAGAAUUAAGGAAGACUAUCUCAGAAUUAUGAGAUAUUUUCGGUUUUAUUCUAGGUUUGGUCACCAGGAUCAUGAAAAAGAAACAGUUAAAGCUUUGGCGGAUAAUAUUGAUGGACUGUCAUCGAUAAGUGGUGAACGAAUAUGGUCUGAAAUGAAGAAAACGCUCGUUCAACGUAAUUGUGAUAAAGUUAUUCCCUUGUUAUUUGAUAUUAACGUUGCAUCUUACAUGGGAUUUUAUACCGAAACAAAACCUAUGGAUUUGGAAGAAUUUUUUAAAGUACAUAAAAAUGUCUGGUCAAUGUCAACCUCUUUUGAGCCGAUAACUCUGUUUUCCAGUUUAAUCAGGUCACCAGAGGAACAAAUUAGUUUAAUUUCUCGUUUAAAGAUGUCUAAUUUUGAAAAAGAAACUAGUUUUCAUAUUAUCACCAACAGAAAUGACGAAUACAAUCUCAGUUUACACAAUUUGAAAAAACAGCUGGUACUAACUUCAAAAUCAAACCAAAAAGUAUACCAUCGUUAUACCCUUGAAUUACUUAAGUAUAAAGGAUUGCAAGAUAUUUAUAAUGAUUUAGCUGAUUGGAAUAUUCCAACAUUUCCAUUGCGAGGCGAUAAAAUCGGACCGAAAAUGAAGAGGCGCCAAUUGAUAAGUCAAGUUAUGUCAGAACUUAAAAGUAUUUGGGCUGACAAUCAAUUCGAGAUGACGGAGCAGGAGUUAAUCAAUGAGAUGGAUAGAUUGAUUGAAAAAUACAAUUCUAUCAACUAGAAGUUGAUAGCUGGCAGUUUUACAUAGACUCGCUUUCACCCUCAAAAUGUUUAAUCCUUUCAUGUUUUUCAGAUCAAAUUUGACUCAUAGUUCAAAAAGAUUAUUAAAUUAUUUUGUUCAGA